AUGGCCGGAGGAGACUUGAACCGCUUGUACGGGCUCUCUGACGUCUACCUGCCCAACGAAAACUCUCUUCCACCUCGAGGCUGUACGUAUCCAUACCGCGACUUCUAUACGGAUGGUCAGCGUAAAGUCACAUUUGAAUAUAGCCGUCGCCUCAACCCCGCAAAGCUCUUCUUUCAAUGCGUACGAAAGGAGGACCAGAUACCACUCUGCGUCAAGUUUACACUCAAGUAUGCGAAAGAGGCACACCAGGUGUGUAGCGAUCAGGGAGUCGCACCAAAGCUCUACAGUGUCGAACGGCUUCCGGGAGGUUGGUGGAUGGUCGUGAUGGAAUAUCUCUCCGAGGAGGAAUACACCAUGCGGAGCUCGGUCGAUGUCGACGUCGUCAAGUUCAAAGAGGCUAUUAAGUGUGUCGUUGGUCUUUUGCAUCGCAGCGGUUUUGUCCAUGGCGACAUUCGGGCUUGCAACAUUAUGAUCCGUCGCGAGUGGGACGAUGGCAUUGGAAUGAGGAACGUCAAACUGGUCGACUUCGAUUGGGCUGGGAAAGACGGCGAGGCGAGGUAUCCUGCAAAUGUGAAUUACGAGCAGAUCGUGCGACCAAAGGAUGCGAGGGAUGGAUUGCCUAUUACAAAGGAGCACGACCUGGAGAUGGUUGAAACCGCUGUGACCAACAACGAGUGGACAGGCAGAUUCUGA
This is a messenger RNA of Serendipita indica DSM 11827, 693 nucleotides long. NCBI's taxonomy places the organism in Eukaryota, Fungi, Basidiomycota, Agaricomycetes, Sebacinales, Serendipitaceae. The record is from the annotation of a GenBank genome assembly.